Molecule: messenger RNA, 438 nt
Organism: Eimeria mitis
Lineage: Eukaryota; Apicomplexa; Conoidasida; Eucoccidiorida; Eimeriidae
Exons: 3
Coding region: 1-438 (145 amino acids)
Source: RefSeq, a predicted model, not a curated record
AUGACACAGUUGCGCUAUGUUUCUAUGGAUGCUGUUCAAGAUUCUACUUCUGCUGCUGUUGCUGCUGCUGCUGUUGCUGCUGCUGCUGCUGUUGCUGCUGCUGCUGCUGCUGCUUCUCUGAUGCGGCCAGCAGCAGCGGAGCUUUCAAGCGCAGCAGCAGAGCAGCACCAGCAGCAGCAGCACCAGCAGCAGGAGGGAGCUUUCAAGCGCAGCAGCAGAGCAGCACCAGCAGCAGCAGCACCAGCAGCAGGAGCUUUCAAGCGCAGCAGCAGAGCAGCACCAGCAGCAGCAGCACCAGCAGCAGGAGCAGCAGCAGCAGCAGCAGGAGCAGCAGGAGCAGCGCCAGCAGCAGCAGCAGCAGCAGCAGCAGCAGCAGCAGCGGGAGUAUCAACUCACAAGAGAAGGUAUGAAGCACCACCAUCUAUCCUGGGGGGAUAG